AUGGAGAAAGCACCGGAGGUCUAUUUGAACCCUCUCAGCAGAAUACGCGUCAAAAUUUCCACAAUCGAGCACAAGGACGUAACCCCGGACCUUACAUGGUGGUAUGAUCGUGCAUAUAUCUCAAGAAGACCGUGGCCUAGAGGCACAAAGUACCUGGCCAUGAUCAUCGACAAAGAUAUCCCACGUUAUUGGUGGAGACAACUUGCAGUGGACCUAGACAAGGUCGUGUGGAUGCAGUACAGAGACGGAGAGGAAUUCACAAUCAGGAUAACAUCACGCGAGGCAUGGGAGCAAGUCAUGAAAUUUCGCCGUGAGUACCUGGCCGAGAGAAAUCAACCCGAUCAUCACAAGGAACUUGGUCUCGAUAUCUUAUUGAGCCCUCUCGAACGGCCGCAGCGACACAAAAAGAAAGAAGGACCUUCCCCACGCAGAUUGGAUCCUAAGCAUAUAGCGAGACCACGCCGUGUCGUCCGAGCACCAGUAGUCGACUCCAACGCAUACCAAAAGCGUCCCACCAAGAUACCAUCACCAACAUCAGGCUCGACGCGCAAAUACGAGCAUUGGAGGGUAAGAAGCGAUCGCAAUCUAUGA
Molecule: messenger RNA, 591 nt
Organism: Aureobasidium vineae
Lineage: Eukaryota; Fungi; Ascomycota; Dothideomycetes; Dothideales; Saccotheciaceae
Source: the annotation of a GenBank genome assembly